AUUCUUUUAGUAAUAAUGGACCAUCCGAGGAUUCAAAAAUUUCAAAGAUUAUCAGAAAAAUAGUAAAUGAGGAAGAUACUAGAACACUUAUAAUGUUAUGCAAUCAACUUCAAGAAGUAUUUGUUUUGCCUGAGAAUAAAAAAUAUAUUAGACGCUCUAUUGAUAACAUAGUUGAACACCUUUAUGUAUGUUUCCAYUCAACUAUAAUUUCAUAUAAUGGCAAGUGCACUGUAGCUAAAUGUUUGGGAAAAUUUGGACAUGCUUUACAAUAUGAUUGUAAAAGGUAUAUUGAUUUGAUGUUUAUUAAGUAUAAUUCAGAACGUAGUAAAGAAGUUAAAAUUUUGAUAAUGCUGGCUUUCUAUGAGUUAUCAAUGGCUGAUCAAAAACGGUCUUAUUUGGAAAGUUUGGCAUCG
Diuraphis noxia (Russian wheat aphid) is the source of this 413-nucleotide messenger RNA. It is a transcript of the gene nonC, whose product is annotated as serine/threonine-protein kinase Smg1. Gene Ontology annotation, biological process: TOR signaling; phosphorylation; nuclear-transcribed mRNA catabolic process, nonsense-mediated decay. NCBI's taxonomy places the organism in Eukaryota, Metazoa, Arthropoda, Insecta, Hemiptera, Aphididae. Gene Ontology annotation, molecular function: protein binding; protein serine/threonine kinase activity. Gene Ontology annotation, cellular component: cytoplasm; nucleus; TORC2 complex. The record is from RefSeq and is a predicted model, not a curated record.